CCUCUCAUAUAGCUUAUUAAGAAACAAAAAUGGGUACCAAAGUUACAACACUCUUUGUUUUUGCAAUGUUCUUUGCUCUAUGUUCAGCUAUUCCUACCAAGAAAAAGCAAUACACACCAUGCAAAACCAUGAUCCUUUACUUUCAUGACAUAAUUUACAAUGGAAAUAAUGCAGCAAAUGCAACAUCAGCAAUAGUAGCAGCUCCACAGGGUGCUAACUUAACAAAACUGGCACCUCAAUUCCGGUUUGGUGACAUAGUUGUUUUCGAUGACCCUAUCACUUUGGAUAACAAUCUUCAUUCAACACCAGUUGGAAGAGCACAAGGGUUUUACUUAUAUGAUACCAAAAACACAUACACUGCUUGGCUUGGUUUCACAUUUUCUCUUAAUAGCACCUAUCAUGAAGGAACCAUUACUUUUGCUGGAGCUGAUCCAAUUCUGAAGACAACUAGAGAUAUAUCUGUGACUGGUGGCACUGGAGAUUUCUUUAUGCAUAGAGGAAUUGCUACUCUUAUGACUGAUGCUUUUGAAGAUGAUGUUUAUUUUCGACUUCGGGUUGAAAUUAAGUUCUUUGAGUGUUGGUAAUUUUAGAUUACAUCUAUGAAAAAGAAAAUAUAUUAUAAGUUAUGUUCUUUUGAGUGUUGGUUCUUUGUCUUAAUCUGAGGUUGUUUUGUUUGUCAGUUUUUAAGUGAGGUUGUUUGACAUUCUGUUUUGAUUCAGGUUGUUAGACUAGUUCAUAUUUGCAUUGUAUUUUGAUUUUGGUGUUUUUAUGAUAUUAAGUUGAAUAUUGUGAACUUAUUCUCAAGGUCAUCCUUUUUUUUUUAUUAGCAAUUAACAAUGUUGUGU
Messenger RNA from Vicia villosa (hairy vetch), 845 nucleotides. Its product is annotated as disease resistance response protein 206-like. Lineage: Eukaryota; Viridiplantae; Streptophyta; Magnoliopsida; Fabales; Fabaceae. The record is from RefSeq and is a predicted model, not a curated record. Bases 30 to 584 code for a protein of 184 amino acids. The transcript has a single exon.